AUGGCCUCCCUAGACGCAAUUCCAAAAGGAUCUUGGAUCCUCGUCACCGGCGCAAAUGGCUAUAUCGGCUCGCAGAUUGUAAACACCCUUCUCGAGCUGGGAUAUAAAGUCCGUGGAAGUGUUCGCUCGCCCAAGCCGUGGUUGGAGGAGUUCUUUACCCAGAAAUUCGGACAGGGGGUGUAUGAGAAUGUCAUUGUGGAGAGUUUUGACAAUUUCGAUGCUAUUGUUGCUGCUGUAAAGGGUGUUUCUGGGGUUGUUCAUGUGGCAUCGGAUCUUACAUUCGGCGAUGACCCUGAAGCUGUCAUUCCGUGGGUUGUAAAGGCCACGCAGAAUGUGCUCGCAGCAGCAGCACAGAAUGACAGUGUGCAACGCGUCGUCUUGACCUCGUCUUCUGCUGCCCUUAUCAACCAAAGGCCAAACACGCCUGGUGUUGUUGACGAGCAAACCUGGAACGACGAAGCCGUCAAACUAGCCUGGGAUCCCAACACCCCCAACAAGAAUGGUUUCGUAUAUUCAGCCUCCAAGGUCCAGGGCGAAAAGGCUGCAUGGGAAUUCGUGAAUGAGCAUAAACCGUCUUUUGUGUUUAACUCUGUCUUGCCUAACUUCAAUGUCGGCGAGAUUCUCCACCCAGAAAUCCGCGGCUCAAGCAUGGCCUGGAUACGAGGUCUUCUCAGUGGUGAUACGUCCCUGUCUACAAUCUUACCCCAAAACUACGUCGACGUACGCGACACCGCCCGCCUCCACGCAAUCGCCCUCCUUGCACCAGACGUUAUCUCCCAGCGUCUCAUUGCGAUGGCUGGUAGUUUCAACAUGACGGAUGUCAUCCUCGCAUUCAAGGAAUUAAGACCCGACAAUACGUCCAUCCCGGCCCCUCCGGCUGAGGAAGGGCAAGACCUGACAGAGGUCCUUCCUGCGCCCAAGGCGGAGGCAUUGUUGAAGAGGUAUUUUGGUCAGAAGGGAUGGACGCCGUUGAGGGAUGGUUUGGAGGCUGGGAUUCGGGGUCUGUAG
Aspergillus wentii DTO 134E9 is the source of this 1008-nucleotide messenger RNA. RefSeq lists its product as uncharacterized. Bases 1 to 1008 code for a protein of 335 amino acids. Gene Ontology annotation, molecular function: oxidoreductase activity, acting on the CH-OH group of donors, NAD or NADP as acceptor. The transcript has 5 exons. NCBI's taxonomy places the organism in Eukaryota, Fungi, Ascomycota, Eurotiomycetes, Eurotiales, Aspergillaceae. The record is from RefSeq and is a predicted model, not a curated record.